AUGGAAAUUCUGGAGGAACUUCGUAUUGGUAAUUUAGACCCCAGUGAAGUAGAAGUGGUCAAGGAAAGCGAUGCUUCUGAUCCAUAUGCAUCAGACCCGGAGCGGCAUCCAGCUUUGAUCGUCGAUCAGCAACGCCCUUUCAAUGCGGAAACUCCUCCAUCUCUACUUAUGGAUCAUUUUCGAACACCAAAUGAAUUGUUCUUCGUCCGAAAUCAUAUGCCUGUACCGAAGGUCAUUGACAUCAAGAAACAUAGGCUGAAAGUUGAAGGCUUGGGAGUGAAACGCCCACUGAACCUUUCGGUUGAAGAGCUGAAGACCAAAUAUGAACCUGUUUCGAUCACAGCGGUAGUGCAGUGUUCGGGUAAUCGUCGAGCAAACAUGAAUAGCUACAAAAAAGUGCAAGGACUGCUAUGGGCUGAAACUGCCAUCAGCAAUGCAGAAUGGACCGGUGUUCGCUUACGAGAUCUCCUCAUCCAGGCGGGAGUAAAUCCUAACGAUUCAAGGAUAAAGCAUGUCCACUUGGAAGGUGCUGACACAGACGGCGAAGGUCAGAACUUUGGAGCCUCCAUCACUUUUGAGAAAGCCAUGAGUCCCGAAACUAUCGUUGUGUAUAGCAUGAAUGGAGAAGAUCUUCCUCGGGAUCAUGGUUAUCCAUUAAGAAUCAUUGCGCCUGGUAUGUCCAGAAUUUUUCGUUCACAAUUUUUUUCUUAUAUAAGUCAGUGUUGCACAGCACGACUUAGCCACCAAAUUGUUGAUGAAGUAUGAGA
Messenger RNA from Cylicostephanus goldi, 767 nucleotides. The record is from the annotation of a GenBank genome assembly. NCBI's taxonomy places the organism in Eukaryota, Metazoa, Nematoda, Chromadorea, Rhabditida, Strongylidae.